Ilex paraguariensis (yerba mate) is the source of this 2506-nucleotide messenger RNA. NCBI's taxonomy places the organism in Eukaryota, Viridiplantae, Streptophyta, Magnoliopsida, Aquifoliales, Aquifoliaceae. The record is from the annotation of a GenBank genome assembly.
UUUAGUUUACUCAAUAGAAUAACUGAUGAAAUUCACAUGUUUCAAAGACAGCCUAACUACCAUAACUGAAAAUACCACCAAGCAACUCAUUGAACUCAACUGUUUGCUUGCAAGCCUCACUCGCUCACACCAUUACUCGGACGCGUUCCAACUCUUCCGCCAAAUUCUCUCAUCCCACCAUCUCAAACCAGACCACUACACUCUCUCCACCACCCUCACCGCUUGCGCCAACCACCGCGACACGAACACCGGUAACCAAUUCCAUGGCCACGCCAUUCGGGCCGGGCUCAAAACUUAUCCUCACGUCGCGAACUCUCUACUUUCCCUCUAUGCAAAGUCGGAGGACUUAGAUUCAGUGAAAAGGGUUUUUAUUGAGAUCAAACGCCCAGAUGUUUAUUCAUGGACAACAUUGUUGUCGGCUUGUACUAAACUUGGGGAGGUUGGUUAUGCUUGUCAAAUGUUUGAUCAAAUGCCGCACCAAAAUGUUGCGGUGUGGAAUGCAAUAAUUACGGGUUGCGCAGAAAAUGGGUAUGACGAAAUUGCGUUGGAUUUGUUUCAGAGGAUGCAUUUGUUGGGUGUAGGGCAUGACAAUUACACUUUUGCUAGCGUUUUGAGCUUGUGUUUUCUGGAAUUACUCGAAUUUGGGAGGCAAGUUCAUUCCUUGGUAAUUAAAACUGGAUUUAUUGUUAGAGUUUCUGUGAUUAAUGCUCUGCUUACAAUGUAUACCAAUUGUGAAAGGGUUGCUGAUGCAUAUGGCGUAUUUGAAGAUGCAGAAAACAAAGUACUAGAUCAGAUCACGUAUAAUGCAAUGAUAGCUGGUCUAAUAACCAUGGGAAGAGAUGAAGAGGCCUUGGUAAUAUUUAAAGAUAUGCAAGAUGUUUGUCUGAGACCGACUGAACUGACUUUCGUGAGUGUUUUGAGUUCAAGCUCAUGUCCAAGAGUAGGCCACCAAGUACAUGCGCUAGCUAUCAAAAUGGGCUUUGAAGAUUUUACUUCUGUGAAUAAUGCGGCAAUAACUAUGUAUUCCAGCUGUGGAGAUUUGCCUGCAGCUCAAAUGGUUUUUGAGAGAUUGGAAUGGAAGGAUAUCAUCUCAUGGAACACCAUGAUAGCAAGCUAUGCUCAAUGGCAUUUAAAUAAAGAAGCAAUCUUGGCCUACAUGAAGAUGCAGAGAGAAGGGAUUGAACCAGAUGUGUUCACUAUAGGAAGCCUGCUAGUGAGCUCGGAGAUGCUGGUGAUUGUUGAGACAAUUCAAGCCAUUGUAUUGAGAAAUGCUCUUAUCACAAAAACAGAAGUCUCAAAUGCAUUAGUUUCUUCAUUCUGUAAGCAUAAAAAUAUGAAGCAGGCCUGUCAAAUAUUUGAGGACAUCUGCCCCAAGAAUUUGAUCUCAUGGAAUUCCAUUAUUUCUGGGUUCCAGUUAAAUGGGUUUCCAGUGCAGGGCUUAGAACAGUUCUGUGAGCUGCUGGUUUCAGGAGUGAGGCCAAAUGCUUAUACUCUCAGCAUCAUGUUGAGCAUUUGUGCUAGCAUUUCGACCUUGAGACACGGGAAACAAAUCCAUGGCUAUAUUCUCAAAUGUUGGUAUUUGCCAGAAACAACUCUGGGUAAUGCACUUAUUGCACUGUAUGCAAAAUGUGGGGUUUUGCAUUGGUCUUUGAGAGUGUUUAAUGAAAUGAUUGACAAAGACAUUGUCUCUUGGAAUUCAAUUAUUUCUGCUUAUGCACAGCAUGGGAAGGGAAAGGAAGCUGUCCAGUGUUAUGGGGAAAUGCAAGUUUUGGGUGGGAUCAAACCAGAUAACGCCACCUUCACUGCAGUUCUCUCAGCUUGCAGUCAUGCCGGUUUGAUUGAUGAUGGCAUUCGGAUUUUCAACUCCAUGGUGAACACUUAUGGUUUAGAACCUGGAGUAGACCAACUGUCUUGCAUUGCUGACCUUUUAGGUCGAGCUGGGUAUGUUGAUGAAGCAGAAAGACUUGUAAACCAUAAGCACAUUGACAUAGAUGUCAGCACAUGGUGGACAUUAUUCAGUUCUUGUGCAGCUCAUGGUAAUUUAAGGUUAGGAAGAAUUGUUGCCGAGUUUCUUCUUGAAGCUGAACAAAAUAACCCAGCAGUUUAUGUGCUUUUGUCUAAUAUUUAUGCAAAUGCGGGGCAGUGGGAGGAGGCAGCUAAUGUGAGGGAAUUAAUGAAGAGGCCUUUAAAGGAGAUAUUAAGGGGUCAAGGGGUGGAUGGGGAAACGUUUCAGAAGCAGUUCCAAAUCAAGAGGGAUGCUUUAGCUCAUGCAUUGGGAGCCAUUUUCUGGCAAGACAGCCGAGUGGUUGUGUACCACACUGAUGGAGAUGUACACGAUAACGUUGGCUGUGAAAGACUGGAGGCACUAUUUGCUAGGGAAGGAUACGCUUUACGAAUAGGCCACUCUGAUCAACAAGCCCCUUCAGUAUUUAUAGAUGCAGUCCCAGCCUCAGGAGGCAUGUCAUAUGAAGUGAAUUUCAGUUCCUACAACGGUUUGAAUUGGUGA